ACGCCCACUAAUAUGCCUCUACGAAGUUUGAUCUUGUUCUAGUCGUAGAACAUUUUAUUCUAGUUGUAGAAUAACCGCUGAGCUGUUUUUGAGACAGAUCUUUUUUUUUUUUUACUUAGGUGUCGUUCGUGUGAAAUAACUUUUUAGUUUUCAAUCUCUUAAAGUCAAACACUCAAACACAAGAGCCGUAUUGUUUAGGCUGAGAGGCAGGCUACGAAAUGGACAGAUAUGAUCUGAGUGGCAGACGUGCAGCCGUGAUCAUGUGCGGUGGGGGAAGACCGGGCUCUGAGUACGAUGUUGACAGAAUAAAGGAGCUCUACAAACAGAAUAAGUUUCCUGAACCUAGUUAUAGUGUUACAUGCAAAACUAAAGAGGACGUAACUGAUGCACUGAAGUCAUUUCGAAACAACCUGAGCGAUGACGUCAGUUGCCUCGCAAUGUUCAUCAUGGCCCAUGGUGGACUUGGACACAUUGAAGUCAAUGACGAAGAGAUUCUAGAUCUAGAAGAUAUCUACAAGAUGUUUAGCAACAGCCAGUGUCCAGCCCUCCGUGAGAAACCCAAGCUCUUUGUUGUGCAGGCCUGUAGGGGAGUGAAGGGACGUCCUAAAGACCUUUACACAGACGGAGGUAGAUCUUCAGGCGCUGUAUCAAAAAAGUUGCUCCCCACGGAGUCUGACUCCAUGGAAGUGUAUGCAGUGCCUCCAGGAAAACUUGCCAUCAGACACCCGGACAGAGGAUGCCCAUUGUUUGAAGAGAUGCAUAAGGUGUUUACGAAGGAUUCAGUAGCUACCCGUGAUGUGUAUGAACUCUUCACAGAGGUGAACCAACGUCUGGGUCAGAGGAAGGACCGUAGAAAGGACGGAUACGAACAUGAUUUCCAGCCAACACCCAGAGUCAUCAAGAGAAACCUACAGCCAGUAGAUACAGAUGAUUCAUCUGAUGACAUAGGGCGUUCUCUUCAUAUUGUGAACAAUCUGACCAAGAAGUUGUAUCUCUGAUAGGGAGAUGGGAGGAGGUACAGUAAGAGGAGGAGGGGGGUGAGGGUUAAAAGCACACUCUGAGUGUUGUAUAUCUGAUAGGGAGAUGGGAGGAGGUACAGUAAGAGGAGGAGGGGGGUGAGGGUUAAAAGCACACUCUGAGUGUUGUAUAUCUGGGUUCAAAGGGACAUUCAAUUUUAAAAUUGCAAGAUUGACGUCAGUUUGUGUUGAUGUAUGGCCACUACCAGUGAAAAUAUUGAAAAUAAUCAACCUGGGUUUUCCAAAAGUAUCUUAAGUCCAUGUUCAUCUUAAGUCGUGUUCACGUUGGCAGUUUGAAGCGACUAAAAUCCUUCUGUUCUUUUUCCUGCAGUCUGAACAGCCAAAAAAGCACAUGACAUCAGAUAUUUCAGCCACAUACUGAUUUAUGGCCAUGAAUGUAUAACAUAUAUGUGUAAAUGUAUUAAUUAUCCUAACCUGCUACGUUAAUUCUCCUAAACUGCUACGUUAAUUCUCCUAACCUGCUACGUUAAUUCUCCUAACCUGCUACGUUAAUUCUCCUAACCUGCUACGUUAAUUCUCCUAACCUGCUACGUUAAUUCUCCUAACCUGCUACGUUAAUUCUCCUAACCUGCUACGUUAAUUCUCCUAACCUGCUACGUUAAUUCUCCUAACCUGCUACGUUAAUUCUCCUAACCUGCUACGUUAAUUCUCCUAACCUGCUACGUUAAUUCUCCUAAACUGCUACGUUAAUUCUCCUAACCUGCUACGUUAAUUCUCCUAACCUGCUACGUUAAUUCUCCUAAACUGCUACGUUAAUUCUCCUAACCUGCUACGUUAAUUCUCCUAACCUGCUACGUUAAUUCUCCUAACCUGCUACGUUAAUUCUCCUAAACUGCUACGUUAAUUCUCCUAACCUGCUACGUUAAUUCUCCUAAACUGCUACGUUAAUUCUCCUAACCUGCUAUGUAAACAAUAAACCGACCCGCGGUGCACCUGGCUAUGUCCGGUCUCACCAAUAACGCAGCGUUGAUGUUACACCCAUACCAACGUCCAUCUUCAGACACACUCCACGCAUGCAGUUACGGUUGCCCAAGCCUCUCUCUAUGAUUAUGCGCUAUGAUUAUGCGCUAUGAUUAUGUGCUAUGAUUAUGCGCUAACGUUACUUCGUAGGCACUGAGAGUAUGAAUAGUUUUCUUAGGGAAAUCGUUAUUCGUUAUUCUUGCACAGCAUGUUAACGUUUAAAAUCAUAGUAUUGUUUGCAUACUCACCGGGAUCGGCUCCUAACACCAGCCACACGACACGAUAAAAGGCACACACAAAAAAAUGACACCAACAGAAUUUGUCCGAGCCUACGGCCGUAUUUAAUCCGCCGCCCCACACCCUGUCACACUGAACGAGCAAAGACAACAGGUGUUUGUGCCGAAAAUCUCCCCCCCCCCCCCCCCUUCGCGUUCUACAUUGCUGCGACUUGCUUGCUAGUUGAGAUGUCUACUCUUCACUCCGUUGUCAGUUCAGCCUACAUUUCACUGAUCUUAGUAGCAGAAAGCAUCUUUGUCUGCAGUUUUCGGUUUGGCUAUUUGUUUCAAGCGUAUGCGGCGGUUCUUGCUUGUAGUAUAGCGCCCACCCGCACACGGGGGCGCAGUAUGCCGCUCUGGGUAGCUGCCCAUGUCGCCCGUAUCUAAAUCCCCUACUGAUUUCUAUUAGACUACUAAUAAAUCUCUUUGACAAAAUGUGUCAUACAUCCCAUGUCUUAUUCGACUAGUAUUUUUGAAAGAGUAAGGAUAAUAAUUCAGUCAUGGUUGUUCUGAAAGAUUUAUUGUUUGCCAACAUUUAACUCUCUCUUCUAUAUAACACACAUACAAUAAUUAUUCAUUUCGGUUGCUUAUCCUGAAGUUUGUUCUAUAGAACGUAUUUGACUCUAGCCACACAAUUAGGGAAAUUAGAAGGGGUUGAUACUUUAAAACACGAACCUAAAACCUCUAAUUCUCAUACAAUACAUCAUCACAGUUUUCAUUUUGAUGUUGCUAUCGAGAACCCGAGGCAUUAAUAACAAGUUAUUAUGUCUUAUCCAAACGCUUCUCAGCUAUAAGCGCUGCUAACCGGUGGUUGUUUUCUUGUUGUUUCUUCAGUAAAGGGUGAUGAAAACUAUAUAUUUUUAAAACAAAUAUAUACAUUAUUUUUCUGCAAACAGUUGGUCAAACUUCAUCUCUGUCUAUUGGUUGUUCCCAGAUGUGUUUAACAAGACUCUUCUUCUUUGGUAUCAUGUGAUUCACUCGUUAGUUUGUACAUGCUGCCACCUACUGUGUGGUAAUGUCUGGUCGAUCAUUUUACAUUUUGAAGUACAAAAAUAAAUAUCAAAAAAUGCA
Molecule: messenger RNA, 3343 nt
Organism: Oncorhynchus kisutch (coho salmon)
Lineage: Eukaryota; Metazoa; Chordata; Actinopteri; Salmoniformes; Salmonidae
Product: caspase-14
Exons: 5
Coding region: 219-998 (259 amino acids)
Biological process (GO): positive regulation of neuron apoptotic process; proteolysis
Cellular component (GO): cytoplasm; cytosol
Molecular function (GO): cysteine-type endopeptidase activity
Source: RefSeq, a predicted model, not a curated record